UCAAUUGUGUGUUGCGCUGCUGCUGCUUCUGUUGCUGCUGCCUUCUAUUUCUUUUCCCUUUUUUCGUUUUGUGUCAGUCUGAGUUGAGUUAAACGAGACAGAAGCGAUUUUUGUAGCCUUUUUUUUCACCGUAAAUCGUAAAUUUUAUUCGGGUUUGUGUUUGCCGUUCGAUAAUAAUUGUGUGUUCUAUCGAAAAACUUUAGUCUUAUUCACACGUUUAAUAGAUGUGACUAUAAAUAUAUAUAUAUAGUUUUUGUUUUGCGACGGUGCGCGAUAUUCACGACAUAGAUAAGUGGAGUUCGUUAUUUUGUGUGUGCUGCUAUUGUUGUGUGCCGUGUGUGGUAUUCGAUGCAAAAUCAAGCGAGUUGAACGCACUUGCGUUCAUCAUACGCACGUGCGACAUAUUCCCUAUAUUUCAUUGUUUGUAAAAAUAUAUAGGACUGCGUUUUUACUUCCAAGUAAAUUUUUGUUCGUUCUAAGGUUUUUUUCUUCCUUUGUCGUCUUGUAAAUGUUCGGCUGGUAUCGCGCGUCUUGUGUAAACCCAAGAGAAAUACACUCUUUUUUCCUCUCCCUCUCACUCUCGCUAUCGCUUUCUACUUGGUACGUAAAUAAAUUUCGGUUCGGUUUUGUGUUUAUACUGUUGUGAAUCGAAGUGUUUGUUUGUUUUACCAAACUGGAUAACUGUGAACUGUUUGCAUUUGGUUGCGUCUCGUAAAUCCAUUGCGAGCACGGGAUGCAAACAUCUGGAAGUGAUUAGUCAAAAUCAAGGUGAUUUUUGAGAUUCUCAAGUCAAUGUUCAAAGCGAAUAUUUUGUAUUCCUGCUCACCCACAUUCUUCCCUAUGUCGAAUGCAUACACGGUAGCUAUUUCUAUCGUCGUAUCGAGCAAGUCGAUCGGCAAGCAAAGUCCACUAGUACCGAUGUGUAAGUUCUAUUUGUAACAUUUUCUCUCUUGCAUUAGAUAAGAGAGAACUUUGUGUUUGACAAAAUAUCGAAAAGUCAACAGUUCAAUUUAGUUAUUCGAUAAAACACACAGUGCUUACAACCGACCAAAGAGCACCUAGUGAAGCUGUUGCUGUCGCUGUCACUGCCGCUACCUCUGUUGUUGUUGCCGUUGUAAUAGGAUGCUAAACGAGUUUACGAUGAAACACAGAUAGAUUCUCAUCUUGUCGAUUGCUUGAUUGGCAAAACUUUAAUGGACUCUAAUUCCAUUAUUAUGCUCGAUACUGAAUCGAAUAAAAUAUGCAAACGGCCGGAUGCUGAUAGUGUGUUUGCAUUUAUCACAUGAAAUUUUUUUGCGAAAAAAGACACGAAAAAAACAACAACAACUCUUUUCAAUCAGUUGAAUAACGUGAUUACAAUCGAGUCAAUUGAAUUGUGCAUAGUGAAUGAGCGGCUCUUUCGAGCGCUCUCAAUUUAGCAUCGAGUGAUCGAACUCACGCGAGCUCCCGCGCACGCUCAUAUUUGUCUAUGACAAUCGGCGAGAGAAACAAUGAUUUCAACAAGGAAAUGUGUCUAAAGAUAGAGUGAAGCAUCUAGACAUCGAGACAAAAAUCAAAACUAAUUAUUAUUUUUGUCGUAUUCAUUUGAAUUGCUUUCGUUUUGUUUUUGUUUUGCUGUCCAUUUUCAUUAUCUGUCUUUCAAGCGCUCAUUCAUUCAAUUGUUAGUGUGAGCACAUGUGAUCGUUGACCGUGGCAUUAGAAGGUUUAGUAUUUCGGUUUGAAAUGAAUCGCGUACAAAAUGUAUUUUGGUCACCACACGGAUACCCCUUGUGUUCAAUUUAUAUAUGCGUUACAUUGUAAAGCCAAAUAUAUCGCUGAUAUGUUCGCGUUCAUUGUAUUCGGAAAAUGAAUUCGUACAGAACUGUGUACGAUGAAUUGCUUACAUUUUAUGCAGAGCUUGCGUCCCUACUCUUUCGCACACUUUCGUUCUCUCCCUCUUGCAACUGCUCCGUUCUAUCCAUUUCUCUCAGCAGGUUUUAUACGUUUAUACGUAGCUGAAUUUGAGCGUUUGGCAAAAUGUCGAAUAUUUUCGCUUCGUUUGUUCGAUCGUUUUGAUUCAUUUCGCGUGAGAUGCCUUCAAGACUUUUGACAAUAAGUCAAAAAUGCAAAUAGCAUGCAUUCCCUGUGAAACAUUUCAUUCCGUCGACAACGGUACGUGCUGUUUUAUGCAACAACAUUGAUCAGAUGUUUCAAUGUUGUGUGAAUACUUUUCCGCUGACAAACUGAUUGACACAUAUUCAAUUCUGGCAAAUAUGCGAAAUGACAGCAGCGAUUCAUCCAAUUUUAAUUAUUCGAUCAAAUUUAAUGUUGACACCAACAAGUCUACCCUUUCCUUUCUUUUUCAAAAUGUAAUAUUUAAUACCAUACCAUAUUGUUCAACUAUGUUAUUCUAGUCUUUUCAUUGAUUUCUGUAGCUCAUAUCUCACAUUGUCCAGCUGUUAAAUCCUAACGCCCGAAGAGUAUAGUCAUUCCGAAGCUCGGUAAUUGCAUUCAAUAUCUAUGCAUCAGAUGGAACAAUACUAUCAUUUUGUACGGCUGAAUACAGUUUAAGAAAAUGAGCAUCAAUUUAUGGUGUGCGAAAGACAGAGACCGAGACCGAGAACACGUUAAAUAUUUGAUUAUAUCAGCUGUUGCACUUUGUGGCAAUGCCAUGCACAAAAUUCAAUACACAUCUCAUGUGAAUGGAUUUUCUAGUGAAUGCACUCGAAUUUGUCAAUGACAUGAAAAUCCGUUUGAUCUUUACCACACCAAGAGCAAAAGACUGAGCGUAUCUGUGUGCAAAAGAGAUAGAAAUAGAGCCAUGGUAUACGGAGUGAAUGGUGUAAAGCUUCAUAAUUAUAGCUUUUAAUGCUCCAUACAACUGUCAAUCAAUGUAUCCAUAAAGCGAUACUCUCUGUCCACAAUCUUUACGAAGAGUUUUCCACAAUUUCGCAAAAUGGAAGAGGUUGAAUUGAGUGCAUGCAUUCGACAUAAUACUCUGAAAUCGGUGUUUAAAUGGAAAAGCGCCAACAUAUGGAUGAACAACAUGGUUUUACGACCAUUUUUUAAUGGCCUGUGAUAAUAAAAACAUGUGCGUCGAGACUAAAUUUUGAAACUAUCCAAAUGACAAAUACGUCUUUGAAAUUGUUACUGAUGUACUGAAUUGAUAGGGUCGAAUGUUCUUCGAGAUGAAGAUAGUUCAUCUAGUGACAUCACAAUCUGGUUUCAUCGAUAAAAAAAAAAUAUGAACUCGAAAUCGUAUCGACACUUGAACACCAACGAACUUUGACCAUUGAAUUUUCACGCGAUUGUUUUUUUUUUCUGAAUGACUCAUGACAUUUGAAUCGAACUCUUUGUUUUCUGCAUUCGAAUGUGAGAAGCGCACAGCGGCGAUGGCAUCACAUAUUCUUAUUCACCAACAAUGGAAAUCAACAUCAGAACAUUACAUUUUAAGUGCUCGAAAAUUUAAUUUCAUCUUGAAUAAUUUCGCGUCUAACCUUUCAAACGUCAAUUUCCAUUGGACCAGAUGUGAGGGGAAGAAGAUGAAAAAAAAAAAACUGUUCUUCUUAAUCAUUCAUGACAUUUGUUGAAAACAUUUCUGCUCAUAUCGUUUGACUGAAAACUAUUCCACUGUGUAGAACAAAAAAGAUUCCACCGUAUUGUUGAGAGCGAGUGGAUUUUUUUUUCGAAUGCAAUUGGUGCUAAUCGCUGGUUAAUCAAUGUUCGAAUUGCCAUCUAAAUUAGUCAAUCAUCAAAUCAAUUACAUACGAACUGUAUCACAACAAUGUGUUUGCAAUGGUGUAUAUGAUUUCGCACGCGCCUUUGAUUAUUAUAGGAAGAGCACUCGCGUCCAAAAUGAUACACACGUUCAGUUUGUUCAACAAAUAAACAUCCGAAAUGACGGUGACAAUAGCCACGCAAACAAAUAGAACAAAUUGUUUGAACAUCUUUUAGCGCAUCACAGAGAGUGCGAGAGAGAGAGAGAGAGCGAGAGAUUCAAUUAAUAUAUGUAACAUAUUCAAAACCAGACAUUGAUCGGUAUUUUUAGCUGACGAUACAAGAAAUAUAUAUAAAAAAAAGGCAAUUGACAUUUUUAGUGCGAAGUGAUUUAUUUUUAAAACGUCAACACAUCACAAAGAUAACCUCGCAAAACAUGGAACUAUAAAAUUAGUACUAAUUUGCGAAAGAAAAACAUUUCAAAAAUAAUAAUUUGUCAGCUGAUUAUCACGCCACCCGUGGGCAUGCCCGUGUGGACUUGUUGAAUGUUCUUUUAAUCAAUCAACCACCGAAAAUACAAAUAAAAUCGUGUGCACAAUUGCAAAACACAAAUGAAUUUCGCUGGCGAAAACGAUGACUUAACGGACGGGGAGCUUUAAAGCCGAAUCGAUUACAUAAUUUUGGUGAUGUUCGCUAGAUGAUAAACCAAAAAAAAAAAAAAAAAUAACAACAACAAAACAAGUGAAAGUUCAUUGAAAAUUGACUCUAUUUGAAGUAGUGAGAGAACGAGAAAUAAAUAAAUAAUAAAUUAAAACAAAUAAACUCGCGCAUCAAACAUGUCACAAUCGACAUCCGGUGGCUAUCAACAGAAUCAAAGUGGCAAUCGUCCGCUAUCGCGACGACUUCGUAAAAUCAGCCGGACUGACAGCGAAGUGGCAUGCGAGGAAGCUGCUCGAUUAACGGCUGAUAUUCAAGAUGAAAAUACUCCUGAUGAUGAUGAAGAAAUGGGUGAUUACCAUGACAUGCCGCCACCGCCAGACGGAGGCUAUGGGUGGGUCAUUGUGUUCGCAUCGUUCAUGUGUAAUAUGAUCGUUGAUGGUAUAGCGUAUACGUUUGGUGUGUUCCUGAUGGAAUUUGUGAGCUAUUUCGGCGAAGGAAAGGGUAAAGUUGCGUGGGUCGGUAGCUGUUUGAGUGGUGUCUAUCUGAGCGCAGGUCCUGUGGUAUCAGCGCUGGCAAACAAAUACGGUUGUCGUGCGGUUUGCAUAGCUGGAAGUUUAAUAUCGUCGGCGGCGUUUGUGCUUAGUACGUUCAGCACAUCGGUGAACAUGCUGAUGAUAACAUAUGGUAUCAUCGGUGGCUUUGGUUUUGGUUUAAUUUAUUUACCGGCUGUUGUUGCUGUCGGCUACUAUUUCGAAACGAAAAGAUCGCUAGCUACCGGAAUUGCUGUGUGUGGCUCAGGUUUCGGUACAUUUACAUUCGCACCGCUGGCAAACCUGUUGCUUGAGCACUUUGACUGGAAAAAUGCCAAUUUAAUUUUGGCCGGCUUAAUUUUGAACUGCGCAAUUUUCGGUGCUCUCAUGAGACCAUUAACAUAUCCUAAACCCAGUAAAGUGAAGCCGCUGAUGCAACGCAUGUACGAGGAGAAGCGUUUACAAAUGGAGCGUCGUUCGAUCGGUGGAUCGUAUUUUAUGGUUCAAUUGCCGGAUGGAUCAAUGGAGAAACGUAUGAAAAUGCCAAUUAAUAUCGAUCCGGGUGUGCACUCCAGCUUGAAUCUCGAUCAGCUAGCUCAACAAGGUAGUUUGCACCCGGUUGCAACAUUGCCCACCAUUACCGAAGGUCAAAAAGUACAAGAUGGUAAUGCACAAAAUAAUACCGACUCGAAUAGCCAAAGUGAUGCCAAACCUCGUCGCACCGCACGCACUCAUCGUAACUCCGAAUCCGAUGCACCCAUUGAGUUUGGCACUAAGAAUAUCCCAAGAAAUGCUUCUCAACCAGCAUUCACAUCACACCAUCAAGGAUUACCGAAAAAUGGCUCCGUUCCAACAUUCGAUCGCGUACGCAAAACAUCCACCAGUGAACGAUUCAAACCAUCAUUGGCCGCUAUCAAAGCAUCCUCACGCAAUGAUAUGGACAAUGGUGAAGUACGUAAAUCAAAUCAUUUAAGAACGUCGAUCGGUUCAUUUGUUGCAGGCAGUAAAUCACAUAUGUCAACGAGUGACGGCGAUAGUGAAUCGAUGUAUCAAUCACGUAUGUCGUUGACGCCACGUGAGACUGGCAAAAUGGUGCGUCCAUUAUCGCGCAAAGAUAUUUUCUAUUCGGGUUCAGUUACCAAUUUGCGUGAGUAUCAAUCGCAAAAAUCGCUCACCAAUUACCGUAAUUCAGUGAUUUCACUGACCAAAUAUGAGAAAGAUGCGCGAGAUGCACGUGACGGAAUCAGCGAAGUUGAAAAAGGCGAACAAUAUGAUCUCUGUCCAUGCUUAGUGUUACCUGAAUCGUUCAAAUCGGCAAUAAGCACUAUGUUAGAUGUCAGCUUGUUGAAGGACCCGGUUUUCAUGCUAAUCGGUAUUUCAAAUCUGUUCGGGAUGGCUGGUCUAUAUGUGCCAUUCGUAUAUUUAGUCGAUGCAGCCAGCUUGAAUGGUAUUCCAGCUAAUUCAGCAUCGUUUUUGAUAUCAAUCAUUGGUAUAACAAACACAUUUGGUCGUGUUUUUUGCGGUUACAUUGCGGAUUUCCCGCAAGUUGACUCUCUGUUACUCAACAACAUAUGCUUGAUGGUUUCAACGAUAGCCGUUGCUGCAACACCAUUCUGCUCAUCGUACGAGCACUAUGUCAUCAUGUCGAUAUUCUUUGGACUCGCAAUUUCUGGCUACAUUUCGUUGACUUCAAUCAUAUUAGUUGAUUUACUGGGUUUGGACCGACUGACCAAUGCUUUUGGCUUAUUGAUUUUGUUCAGAGGUGCUGCUGCAAUCGUUGGCUCUCCAAUGGCUGGUGCUGUUUACGAUGCAACCAACAGCUAUGACAUCCCAUUCUUCAUGGCCGCCGGAUUCUUUGCCAUUUCAACAGUCACCAGUUUUCUUGCUCCAUCACUCAGACGUUGUACAAAGCCAAAUGAAAUUCCGGUGCACAUGGAACAAUUGACACCGAUCGACGAAGAACCCUCGGAGGAUGAAGCGAAUGAUGAUGAUCAGCCGAUAACAAUGAUUCCAAAAAUAAUGCACACAGCGCCAAGUCCGACAACUGAUAAUCCGCCCACAUCAAAUGUGAAUCCCGAUGAAGCGCCAAAGUAUGGCGGCAACUCAAUACCAUCAGCCACCGAACCGACAAUAUCCGAGGUGACCAUUGAAGAGGAGCACGAACGAAAGCAAUCGAUUCCCAAAGAAAAUUCCAACAAAAAUGGCGAUAAAGGAUUCAAUCAAAUUGAAUCAGUCUUGUAAAUUGUAGAAAAAAAAGAAGAUUUAAACAAAAAAAAAACAGAGAAUCAUUUUGAUAGGAAACAAAGAAGAAAUUAUUAUAAAACUAAAAUACCGUAUUUGGAAUUGUAAUGAAAACAAUUAAAAUUGCUGCCACGAAUAAAUUCAAAGCUAAUUAAAUGCUCGAAAGUGAGACGAAAGCGUUUUGGUUUUUGCUCACUGCCCAAUAGCAGAUUUAGUGUUUGAUUUAUUUGCUCGUGUAGCAACGCGAAGAGAUGUAUAGAAAUGUUGAAAGAGAACGAUAAAAGAAAACGUGCAUAAAAUCUAAGUAGAUUCACAGAAAUAAAUUCACAAAACACACCGCAAAGCUACAUAGAUUUUCACAAAAUACAAAAAAAUAAAAACAAUCGCAUGAAACACAGCUAAAUGAAUGAGAGAAACCAUGCAACAUAUUUAUAAUGGAUUAAAUAUAAAAACAAGAAGAUACAAAAAAAAAACAAA
Messenger RNA from Sitodiplosis mosellana (orange wheat blossom midge), 7604 nucleotides. RefSeq names its product monocarboxylate transporter 1. Gene Ontology annotation, molecular function: monocarboxylic acid transmembrane transporter activity. Gene Ontology annotation, biological process: transmembrane transport; monocarboxylic acid transport. The transcript is spliced from 11 exons. NCBI's taxonomy places the organism in Eukaryota, Metazoa, Arthropoda, Insecta, Diptera, Cecidomyiidae. Bases 4533 to 7127 code for a protein of 864 amino acids. The record is from RefSeq and is a predicted model, not a curated record.